CCCAAUCCCUAACCCACCGCACCAGACCAACAAACAGCACACCACACUCUCUACUCAUUCUCCACAUACAACCCCCCCCCCAAUCCACCAAAAAUGCCUCCAUCGCCAGCCUUCGCAGGAGACACCCACCCAGCUUCACCCUCCCCCUCCCCCUCCCCAACCUGGCGUCCCUACCGACCACCACCAGCAUCAGCAUCAGCAGCAGCACCACCACCACCAUCGCCCCCAACCAACGACUCCACCAUCGACAACGUCCUCCUCCCAACAGGCCAAAAAUCCCUCUCAGGGAUCUCCCUCCGAGCCUUCCUCCUCGGCACGGUCCUGGGGCUAUCCACCUCCCUAACGGUGCUCCUCCUGCUCAGUCCCCCGCUCUACACGCCCCUGUGGCGCAUCCCGUUCUUCCUCGCCAGCCUCUCCCUCUUUCAUUUCCUCGAAUACUACAUCACGGCUGCGCACAACACCCGCUUCGCCAAUAUCUCCGCCUUCCUGCUCUCGUCGAACGGAUGGGCGUAUAAUAUCGCGCAUGGCUCCGCGGUCUUGGAGUGUCUGCUCGCCAAUGUCUUCUUUUCCGGGAGUGACGGGGAUCGGUACCAGGGUGUUGAAACAGCGACACCCAGGGCCAGGGUAACGAUCCAGGUCCUCCUGGGUCUGGUGCUGAUGGUGGUGGGCCAGACGGUGCGGAGUCUGGCGAUGGCGCACGCGGGGAGCAAUUUCAAUCAUACGGUGCAGGUGACGCGCCGGGAUGGACAUCGGUUGGUUACGAGUGGGGUGUAUGCCGUGUUCAGACAUCCGAGCUAUUUUGGGUUCUUUUGGUGGGGGUUGGGCACCCAGUUGGUGUUGGGGAAUGUCGUUUGUCUGGUGGGGUAUGCCGUUGUGCUGUGGAGGUUUUUUUCCAGCCGCAUUUAUCGGGAGGAGAAGUUCCUGGUUGCUUUCUUUGGGGAGGAGUAUGAGGAGUACAAGAAGAGGAGCUGGGUUGGGAUUCCUGGUAUCUAUUAGGUGAGAUUGGAUUUGUGGUGUCUGAGUGGGUUGGGUUGGGCUGGG
This is a messenger RNA of Aspergillus heteromorphus CBS 117.55, 1041 nucleotides long. Its product is annotated as protein-S-isoprenylcysteine carboxyl O-methyltransferase. Gene Ontology annotation, cellular component: membrane; endoplasmic reticulum. The transcript has 2 exons. Lineage: Eukaryota; Fungi; Ascomycota; Eurotiomycetes; Eurotiales; Aspergillaceae. The record is from RefSeq and is a predicted model, not a curated record. Gene Ontology annotation, biological process: C-terminal protein methylation. Bases 94 to 996 code for a protein of 300 amino acids. Gene Ontology annotation, molecular function: protein C-terminal S-isoprenylcysteine carboxyl O-methyltransferase activity.